UUCAUAACUCCGCUGUCUACACAGCAGAAAAAAAAAAUACGCACACAUGACAACAUUCCGACUUACGUGUAUAUUAUUCUACUGACGACGACUAUAUACACGACCACUGCUGCUGCUGACUUUACUGUAUAAUCUGCAACACAGGCUGCACGCAUCAGAGGCGCCUGACACGUAUGCCAUAAGUAGCAUCGCGAAAAUACAAACCUUUAAAUGUCAACCGUCUGACGGACUUGCCCAGUAGUUCGGAGGAGCAUCCCGUAAUCUCGCACCUGAAGAGCGUCUCCGUGUAAAGGUAAAAGGGUCGAAAAGAGAAAGGUACCGAUUUGGCAAGCAUCAUGAGCAGCGUCGCUGAUCAGGCGUGUUACACGCUCAUAAACAUACCCGUGGACGCGGAGCCGCUGAACGAGCUCCAGCUCAAGCAGGACCUCGAGAAGGGCAACGUCGCGGUCAAGACCGAGGCCCUCAAGAAGACCAUUCACAUGAUCAUCAACGGCGAGCGGCUGCCGGGCCUGCUCAUGACCAUCAUCAGGUUCGUCCUGCCGCUGCAGGACCACACCAUCAAGAAGCUGCUGCUCAUCUUCUGGGAGAUCGUGCCCAAAACUACCGCGGAUGGCAAGCUCAUGCAAGAGAUGAUUCUCGUCUGCGACGCCUACAGAAAGGAUCUGCAGCAUCCCAACGAAUUCGUUAGAGGAUCCACGCUCAGGUUCUUGUGUAAAUUGAAAGAGCCAGAACUUUUAGAGCCGCUGAUGCCAGCCAUCAUUAACUGCUUGGAACACAGGCACUCUUAUGUGAGGCGCAAUGCUGUCCUUGCUAUAUUUACCAUAUACAGAAAUUUUGAAUUUUUGAUACCCGAUGCACCAGAGUUAAUAGCAAAAUAUUUGGAAAGCGAACAAGAUAUGUCUUGCAGAAGAAAUGCUUUUCUCAUGCUGCUUCACGCUGAUCAAAGCAAGGCACUGUCUUAUUUGGCCGCUUGUUUAGAUCAAGUACCAACAUUUGGAGAUAUACUACAACUGGUUAUUGUAGAACUUAUCUAUAAGGUGUGUCUAGCCAAUCCAGCUGAGCGGGCUCGCUUUAUCAGAUGUAUUUAUAGUUUGUUAAAUUCGCCAAGUGCUGCUGUACGCUAUGAGGCAGCUGGUACUUUGAUCACCCUUUCAAGUGCUCCAACUGCUAUUAAAGCUGCUGCUUCUUGUUAUAUUGAGUUAGUUGUGAAGGAGAGUGACAACAAUGUAAAACUCAUUGUUUUGGACAGAUUAGUUGCAAUGAAAGAAAAUCCCAAUCAUGAAAAAGUUUUGCAAGAUCUUGUUAUGGAUAUUCUGCGCGUAUUGGGUUCACCAGCAUUAGAAGUGCGAACAAAAACUCUGGCUCUGGCUAUGGAUUUAGUUACAUCAAGAACCAUAGAUGAAAUGGUACAGCUAUUAAAGAAAGAAAUAGUCAGAUCCACUGGUGGAGGCCAAGAAGACGCUAAUAAAUAUAGACAACUUCUUGUUAAAACUUUACAUUCAUGUUCUAUCAAAUUCCCAGAUGUAGCAAGUACAGUUAUUCCAGUUUUAACAGAAUUCCUAUCUGAAAAUAAUGAAGCAGCAUCAAGUGAUGUACUUGUAUUUAUUCGUGAAGUUAUUCAACGAUUUGAUAAUCUGAGGCCAAUCAUAAUUGAAAAAUUACUUGAGGUAUUCUCACAAAUUCGGUCUGUCAAUAUUCAUAGAGGAGCUCUAUGGAUUUUAGGAGAGUAUGCAACAUCAAGAGAUGAUAUAGAGAAUGUUAUGGUGCGUAUUAGAUCUGUUCUUGGUGAUUUACCACUGAUCGAUGCUGAAAAUAAAAGGCACGCUGGAGAGACAACAACAGAAGGAGAUGAAAAUAUGCAAGCUAAUCCAGCACAGUUAGUCACAUCUGAUGGAACAUAUGCUUCUCAAAGUGCAUUCAGUACAGCCUCAUCAGGAAAGAAAGAAGAAAAACGCCCUGCUUUAGUUCAGUACAUGAUGGAUGGAGACUUUUUCAUUUCCGCAGCUCUAUCCACUACAUUAUCAAAAUUAGCCCUACGUUAUAAAGAAUUGGAAAAAGACUCUAAGAAAAGCAAAAAGAUGCAGGUUGAAUCCAUGCUUAUCAUGUCGAGUCUUUUGCAAUUUGGUCGUUCUGGUUUGCCCACCAAAGCCAUUACCCACGACGAUGUGGAAAGAAUUUCCAUCUGUCUCAGAUCAUUGGCUUGCCCAACAACGGUAGUGGAGAAUGUAUUUACGCAUGGCUGUCGGGAUGCUUUAGGCAAAAUGCUUACUGCCAAAGCCGAUGAAGAGACACAAAAUCAGAAGGCUAAGGAAAAGCCCAGUAACGUGGUGCAAGUGGACGAUCCCAUCUCGUUCCUUCAGUUGACCAAGGGCUCCGAGCUGUCCGACGGCACAGGCGAUGUUUUCGAGCAGAGUCUCAGUGCAGCGGUCGCCGGUCGAGCUGGCGGCGAAAAGGAACUCCCGACCCCGAACGCCCUGAGCAAAGUCACGCAGCUCACGGGAUUCUCCGAUCCCGUCUACGCCGAGGCGCUCGUUCACGUCAAUCAAUACGACAUCGUUCUCGACGUGCUCGUCGUCAAUCAAACGGAGGACACCCUGCAAAACUGCACCCUGGAACUGGCGACGAUGGGCGAUCUGAAACUGGUCGAGAGACCUCAACCCAUCGUGCUGGCUCCCAGAGACUUUGCCAGUAUCAAGGCGAACGUCAAGGUUGCGUCGACGGAGAAUGGCGUUAUUUUCGGCAACAUCGUUUACGAUGUUACGGGGGCAGCGUCGGACAGGAGCGUGAUUGUACUAAAUGACAUUCAUAUCGACAUAAUGGACUACAUCGUUCCCGCUACGUGUACGGACACUGAGUUCCGGAAAAUGUGGGCCGAAUUCGAAUGGGAAAACAAAGUGUCCGUCCAUACGAAUAUGUCGGACCUCAGAGCUUAUCUGGCUCAACUGCUCAAGAAUACGAAUAUGCGCUGCCUUACUCCAGAAAAGGCGCUGUCUGGACAAUGCGGCUUCAUGGCGGCGAAUAUGUAUGCCAAAUCGAUCUUCGGCGAGGACGCCCUGGCUAAUUUGUCGAUCGAAAAGCCUCUGAAUAAGCCGGACGACGCCCCGAUCGUUGGCCACAUACGUAUUCGGGCCAAGAGCCAAGGCAUGGCCCUGUCGCUCGGUGACAAAAUCAAUUGUGCACAAAAAAAAUCGACCUACAAACAGAGCAAGGUCGUUCACGCGGGUUAAGAGAGAAAAUCCAUUCAGCUGGUAUUGAUAUAUAUAUAUAUAAAUAAAGUUUAUAAUCAGUAAUUUUUUAUAACGACAAGAGAGAUAAUCUCAAGCAGCCGCCAAUUGUCCAUCGAGGCGGUUAAAUUAUAUAUUUUCAUUUGCAUUUUUAUUAUUGAAAAUAAGAAGUAUUGUGUAAACGUGCGUAUGAAUGUGAAAGUAAUACCUUAUUCGAGUUUUACUUAUUUUAGAAGUAUUUAUAUAUUGCCUUGUUGCAGUUAAAAAUAAAUAUUCUUAGCAAUAAAA
Molecule: messenger RNA, 3512 nt
Organism: Trichogramma pretiosum
Lineage: Eukaryota; Metazoa; Arthropoda; Insecta; Hymenoptera; Trichogrammatidae
Gene: betaCOP
Product: coatomer subunit beta
Exons: 10
Coding region: 336-3227 (963 amino acids)
Biological process (GO): intracellular protein transport; intra-Golgi vesicle-mediated transport; endoplasmic reticulum to Golgi vesicle-mediated transport
Cellular component (GO): COPI vesicle coat; cytoplasm
Molecular function (GO): structural molecule activity
Source: RefSeq, a predicted model, not a curated record